CCACCUACCGCACAACAUGAAGUUCUUCUUGGUCGCCGCUGUUCUGGCUCUUGCCGCCGCCGACAACACCCCCAGCUACGGGGCCCCGGUCCACCAUCAGACCAGCUACGCCCCGGCCCCGGCUCACCGCCAGGCCAGCUACGCCCCGGCCCACCAGCAGAGCUACGACCAGCCGCCAGUGUAUGACUUCAACUAUGACGUCCACGGCUAUGGAGACUACGAGCCGCAGUUCAACGCCCAGGAGGGCCGUGAUGGCUACAGCACCCAGGGCUCUUACUCUGUUGUCCUUCCCGACGGCCGUACCCAGAAGGUGACCUACACCGUGGCCGAUGCCUACUCCGGCUACGUCGCUGACGUCACGUACGAGGGUGAGGCCCGUUACGACCAGGCCUACGCCCGCCCCUCUUACCACCCGCAGCCCAGCUACAAGCCCGCCCACAAGCCGGCUGCUUCCCACUAUUAGAAAGCAAGCUCCAACCAUGAAGACAGGAUAACUGUCGUAUGGGUGUGAAGAUAAACUAGCCGUAUGUAUUUAUAGGAUGGCUGUUAUCGAAUAAAUCCCGCAAUGUUCUAUGACAUUUUUACACGGAAAACACAUGUUGUAAAGACCAUUAUCUGCCCUGGUUAAAAUGAAUAACACUAAAAGCUCACACGAUUGAUGCAGAGAAUCUCAAGAGAUCCAACUUCAGUAUAAGUCUAAGUGCUGCUGCAACGCAUCUUACAAGCUGAAAACGUGUAGUUUAAAGCCAACCGUCCCUUUAUACCUUUAAAAAUAGUUCACAUAGCAUGCAUUUAAGCUUGAUGCUUAAUGCGUAUUUAACUUUCAGUGCCUGCCGACCUUCCGAGUGAAGUUUUCUGAAACAUAUUUGGGUUUCAAGUUCCAGAUCGAGUAACUAUUUGGGGACUUAUUGUUUAGUUCCAUUAAUUGACAAUAUACAUGGCUUUGGUACACGUAUCCCUUCAUUAACAGAUCAUACAAACGUGGUUUUGUUCGAUUUACGAGAUAUCCCGGGAUAAGUGAUGCCAUUCGGAGACUGACAAUUUAGGACACCAAAAACCGAAGGGGACCCAUUAGGUUGGCAGUCAGUCGUUGGUGAAAUUUUCCGUUAGUUUUGAACAAGCCGAUUUUGAAUAUUGGAUGAAAGUGUAUUAAAGUAUGUUUAAAUUUUACAAAUAAGUGAGCAACAGGUAAAUGUUCAACUACUUCCAGGUGGUCUUUUGACUCAAGUAUAUGUUUAACACACGGCUGAUGGGUCAUGGCAUCGGAUAAAAUAAAGCAACAUGGUGGCACAUGGUCAAAACUUAAAGUGAAAGCUGGGCAGCCGUAAUGUGAAUAAAAACAAUCCCAGCGUUGUAUGCGGCACCACUGAUGGAAAAGACAAUGAAUAGCAGAUAGGUGAUACGAAGUAUUCUACAAAAAAUCAAUAAAAUACAAAGUUACAUGAUGGUUACAAGUUGCAUGAAAUGCAGCCAUGAUAGGCGGGUGCACGAAACGGCUUCCCACAGGUAGCUCGCGAGGCGCUGACGCUGACGUCCGGAUCUGGACGUGGCACGUGCCAGAAUGGCCGUUUUGAGCACAAUCAGUUUUGCACGAGCAGCCUGAGCAUGUGACGCACGAUAAAGCAAACGAGCGACCGUUCGAAACCGUGGCCACAUCUCGGUAACCAGGGGUCGGAGCGACAACAAACUGUCACGUCCCUAUGGGCGAUCGAACGGGAAAUCGGGUCGUGUCACGUGUGCAUUUGCACGUCCCGUGCCAAGUGCAACGUGCCACGCACACGAGCGGUCAAGAUAGAUUUGUCGGUUCCUGGUUUUCUGUUGACAAUAUGUGCCACAACACGGCAGCCAGAGCGGGUGGGGACACCAGUCCAAUUUCAAAUUGUCGACCAACGUACCGGCUGCGUAUCAUGAGCCCAAUACGGGUUUGCGCGACGCAGGGCUGCGCCAGCAAUCGUCGGAGAAGCGGAGAAUGUCAGCAUUUCCAAAAACUGUGCUGACAACACGCUGGCGUCGGAAAUGCAGCCAGGUUUGUGCCGAAAUGUACAUCACAGCAUACACUGAUUCAUUUCUUGCAUUUAACACCGAUUUCGUCCUCAUUCUGUGCACGAUCCCGCUCAAACAUCAACUUUACCUGUAGAGUUACAAUUUUCAUUCUCGCACAACCAACAUGCCACUGGUUGAUCGUUCAGUCAUCGCCGCCGAGCAUUUUGAGUGGAACGACCAAACGCGCACGCGGUCGGAAAUGCAUAGUCGGCUUUAGUGGCUUCAUUCGUUGCAGCGAUAACGGUGGGUCAGAGUGACCAUCAAAUGCAUUACUCGAUUGCAUUCUUUGAGACUUGUCAGAAACCAUAAAUAUUCAGUGGAGAAUAAUUUGCAACUGGUGGAUAAAAUUGCUCACAAAACGCAGUCAUUUUUCAGCGAAGCCGACUGCUACGGCAAAACAAUAUUCACACUGGUCUCGCGGGUGCAUUCACAAUGGUCCCGACCAACCACCUCCCAGGUCACACGGGGAUAAAGAGAAAGUGGGGGCGGGGGGGGGGGGGGAGCGAGCGGUUACACAAAGGAUUGCCCUCUGACUGUACGCGAUUCACGGUAUGGCCAAGUCCGAUUCAACGGGUGACGCAGUGGCUACACGCGCUCCAAACCGUUUCCGCCACCACACGCCGUCGCCAUUUCGAGGGGGAGUACACAAAACCAGCGACGGCAGUCCAUGACUCAAGUGUCGCACGGUGACCACAGGUCACGGCGACCCAUCUCUUGCGGUCCUGGUCUCCCGAGCUGAGGUCACACGCCGCACCUGCCCCUCCACUACCCUAGAUAUCAUGCACACAGGCUAGAAAACCAGCUAGCCGUCUGUCACAGCAUAAAAGGCGGGGCACCACCACGGCUGUUGUCAGUUGAUCCCACGCACCCUGCUGCACGACAUGAAGGCAAGUGUUCGGGAUGUGAGACAGUGCACAUGCCAGGCAUGCUCUGGAUACACCUCAAGUUAACGCCACACUUAUUCGCCCCGGCCCCGUAAGUUUUGUUUUGUUUUGUUGUUCGCGUGUUCGCCGAAGUGAAGGAAAAACACUGCCUUUGCCAGAUGACAGUUGGCUGUAAUGCUCUUGUGCAUCAUUUCUCGCAGUGAGCUGCAUGCGGCAACAGUAGGUCUGAAGGACAGGGAAGAUAUACAUUACUUGAUGCGCCCUCUAUUCAUGUCCUCAGGCAGCAAUCGCCCGAAACAUUCAGGACAUGGUGCAUUGCCGUGUGUCCGUUCUUUCGAUAGAAUCAUCGCAUAAACACACAGGGUAACCGCACUUGCGUAUCAGCACUAUGACACGUGCAACAUGUUUCCAGCUCUUCCUGGUUGCUGCUGU
Molecule: messenger RNA, 3359 nt
Organism: Pollicipes pollicipes
Lineage: Eukaryota; Metazoa; Arthropoda; Thecostraca; Pollicipedomorpha; Pollicipedidae
Product: larval cuticle protein A3A-like
Exons: 2
Coding region: 17-463 (148 amino acids)
Cellular component (GO): extracellular matrix
Source: RefSeq, a predicted model, not a curated record